Molecule: messenger RNA, 1290 nt
Organism: Trypanosoma conorhini
Lineage: Eukaryota; Euglenozoa; Kinetoplastea; Trypanosomatida; Trypanosomatidae
Exons: 1
Coding region: 1-1290 (429 amino acids)
Source: RefSeq, a predicted model, not a curated record
AUGAGCGCCACCGAGGAAUCGCAUGUAAACGGCACGGUGGAGGGGCAACCGCCGCGCUCGGACGCACCCCCCGCCGCGGGCGCAUGCAAAGUGAAGCAGACGCGCGACUACAUCGUCCACGGGCCCAGUGCGACGCCGUACUUCACUCUCCGCCCUGCGGCCGAGGCAGCCGCCGUCCCACCGCUGCCCCGCGGGCCCGUGACCUCCACCCCGUCGCCUCCGUCUGCCCGCGCGCUGCGGGGGCGGGGGCGCGGGGCGGCGCAGGCAGCAGCGUCGCCGAGCCCAUGCAGACUGUCGCCCUUGAACGCGUCCCCGCGGGGCCCGGCGUCACCGACGUCGACGGUGUGGCGGCCGAGCUGCGCUGCGCUGAGGCAUCGCUGGCGGUUCAUCAGGAAGGAGGAAUUUGGCCUCGUGCGGCCGCCGCGGGUGACGGGGGCGAUGGUGCCGAAGCACGUGCUAGACAGCGAACACUCCGCGGUGGGGCGCGUGGUCGAGGAAUGCUCGCUUGCGCCCGGUGACCUCCCGGGCAACCGUGGCGCGCCGCAGCCGCUGGAGACCUGUCAGCCUGACGAGCGGCCCUCGCAGCGGCACCCGGGGCUGAGGAAGCGGGGGGUGCGGCGGGGGUGGCUGGAAAAGGCGCUGCAGGACGAAGACGGCGCCGGCGACGCCUCCCAUUCCAGCGAGGCGACGGCCCUGCCUCCCUCCACUGCCGCCGGUUCGGGCCUCGCGGUUGGCGACAGCGCUGGCGUGGGACGCGCCCUCCCAGCGAAGGGGGAGGGCGGCAGGGCCGUCGCCUCGCCGGGAAGGCAUGCCCGAAUUCUCUCGCCGCGGCCAGAGCCCGAGGCGGCGGCGCCGGCAACCACCUCCUCCACGGCGGCCGCCACAGUAGCAGAGGCUGGCGCCAGGAGCCCGCGUCGCCCGUCGCCCACGGCGGCACACGCGGCGCAGCGACUCCGUGACACGCUGUUGUCGGCCUCCUUUCAGCGCAUGGUCGACGACCUCGGGGACGCAAACGCGUACGGCCCGGUGGAUCGGGUGGCACUCCUCCGUCAUGCCAACAUCUUCCGUGAACUUCCACUUCAGUCGCGCUACCAAGAGAUGCACCCGCUCUAUGAGCUGCGCCCCGCCGGCCAAGAUUUCCUUCAGGUAAAAAGUCCCAAGGCCGCCGCACGUGAAGUGAACAGUCCUUUUCCCCUGUUGAAGCGGCCGUCGAGCGGGGAGGAGGCGAUGACCGCAGUGGUAGACGAAGGCAUGGCAUCCGCGGCGACGGAAGACGUGGCCAGCCUAUAA